AUGCAGCUCCCAUGGCGGGGGCAGGAUGGUGAGGGCCUUUUGCCUGUUGUGGAGAAUCCAUCCUUUUCGGGAACUGGUUUAGAGUCCUCGAGCGAUGAACAGCGGAAGCACAUCCGGCCACCUUCGAGGCUGGCGCGAACGACACCAUCCCAGUCGCGAGGUGUUGCCGAACAAUUCUCUUUUACUAGCCCCGAAGAAGUCGCGUCUCGGCUAGGUACAUCCUUAACACAUGGCCUUUCGGAAGUCGAAGCGCUCAAACGGCUUAGCGACUACGGCCCGAACGAAAUCUCCCACGAUGACCCGGAGCCCAUCUGGUUAAGAUUCCUAGGCCAGUUCAAGGAGCCCCUUAUCUUGCUUUUGCUCGCUUCGGCAGGCGCCUCCAUACUAGUCGGAAACAUGGAUGAUGCGCUGAGCAUCACCGUUGCCGUAACUAUUGUCGUCGCUGUCGGGUUCAUCCAGGAAUACCGCUCCGAGAACGACACCGAACCCGACCCUGGCCACACGUCCCAGCGCGUGGCCACCCGCCGUCGGAGAUGCGCUACAGGGAAUCAAUUCUCCCGGCGCAACGACCCCGGGGAGGAAACGCUGGAGGCUGCUUCUUCCAAAGUCAUGGCUUCCCAGCUUGUGCCAGGCGACCUGGUCCUGUUCACGACCGGCGACCGUAUACCAGCCGAUAUCCGCGUGACGAAAGCAGUCGAACUCACCAUCGAUGUAUCGAACCUUACAGGCGAAAAUGAACCUGUUCGGGUCAUUUCAGAGGCGAAGAAAAACACCCCCAGGCCCCUCCCCAGAUCGCCCCUGCAACACUCCAUGGAUGAGCUCGGGUCGCAGCUCAGCAAGCUCUCAUUUGUCAUCAUUGGACUUAUUUCCUUCGUUGGGUGGCUACAAGGCAAGAACUUACUCGAUAUCUUCACGAUCUCCGUCUCUCUCGCUGUCGCCGCGAUUCCCGAAGGCCUCCCCAUCAUCGUCACCGUCACCCUUGCCCUCGGCGUGCACCGCAUGGCUCGUCACAAUGCCAUUGUGCGAAGAAUGCCCAAGGUUGAGACCCUAGGCUCGGUCAACGUUGUUUGUACCGAUAAGACAGGCACUCUAACGACAAACCACAUGACUACCUCCAAAAUGUGGUAUUUCGGAUCCGACAACGCCGUCAACGUAGACUCUGAUGAUGAGGCGACUGACACGAGGCCUGAUGCCGCCACCCUCCGUAUUAUCCGCAUCGGAAACAUUGCUAACAAUGGCCGGUUGGCGCGCCAGUACGCCGAAGAAGGGAAGCCUCGACUAGGGCUCGGGCUGUUCUAUCUUCGACCCAGAGUCGCUAUGGCCAAGCCUGGACUCGGUGGGUUCAAGGAACACGAUGCGAGAGACACCGUCGGCCCCCGCAUCAGCGACACUCCGUUCAGUUCGAGCCGCAAGUGGAUGGGGGUUACUGUUGCCUCGGAGAGGUCGGAUCGAGAGUUUGCGUACAUGAAGGGGGCCAUCGACAAGAUUCUUGCUGCCUGCGACACGUACGUCACAGGCGAUGGCCGCGAGAUUGUCUUGGACGCUGGUAGAAAGCAGGAAGCGCUUGAAGCUGCAGACGCGAUGGCCUCGCAAGGUCUGCGCGUCUUGGCUUUCGCUAGUGGCCUCGUCUCGAAACCCGACGGCGAGGGCUCGCCACACAGCACCGAGGACAUCUACAAAGGCUUGACUUUUGCCGGCAUCGUUGGCAUGCGCGAUCCUCCUCGUCCUGGUGUCAGCCGUUCCAUCAGGAAGUUGAUGCGUGGCGGAGUCAAGGUCAUCAUGAUCACGGGAGACGCAGAGGCCACGGCGGUGGCCAUCGGCCGGCAACUCGGGAUGAACAUUGCGGUAGCUAGCGAAGGACGGGCGCCAGGGCAGUCCACAGUUCGGCCCGUGCUUACGGGUGAGGAGGUCGACUCCAUGUCGGAGGAGGCUCUCGCGCUCGCCAUGAGUCACACGACUAUCUUUGCCCGCACGAACCCUGACCACAAACUGAAAAUCAUUCGCGCUUUGCAGUCCAGGGGCGACAUCGUGGCCAUGACUGGCGACGGGGUGAAUGACGCGCCGGCUCUGAAAAAGGCAGACAUUGGUAUUUCGAUGGGUCUUCACGGCACCGACGUUGCCAAGGAGGCGGCUGACAUGAUCUUGACGGACGACGAUUUCUCCACGAUCCUACACGCUAUCGAGGAGGGCAAGGGCAUCUUCAACAACAUCCAAAACUUCCUCACCUUCCAACUCAGCACCAGUGCAGCAAGUUUGUCGCUGGUACUCGUUUGCACUUGCCUUGGGUUCAAGACGCCGCUAAAUGCGAUGCAAAUUCUCUGGAUCAAUAUCAUUAUGGACGGCCCGCCCGCCCAGUCGCUUGGUGUCGAGGCUGUUGAUAAGGACGUGAUGAACAAGCCGCCACGCAGACGCGGCGACCCUGUCUUGACCCAGGCGCUCAUCAGGCGGGUUCUGACCUCGGCCGCUAUCAUCAUGCUGGGCACGAUGCUGGUGUAUAGCCGAAUGCUCGCGGACGGUGAGGUCACGCGCCGAGACACCACCAUGACCUUUACCUGCUUCGUCCUCUUCGACAUGUUCAACGCGCUCGCCUGCCGAUCCGAAUCGAAAUCCAUCCUGCAGGGUGAGAUUGGGUUGUUUUCCAACACGCUCUUCAACUGGGCCGUCUCCCUCAGCAUCGCCGGUCAACUCUUAGUGAUCUACCUCCCUUGGCUUCAGGAGGUAUUCCAGACCGAACCUCUCGGAUUCUAUGAUCUAGUGGGCCUCGUAAUGCUGUGCAGCACCGUCUUUUGGGCCGACGAGGCGAGGAAGUGGUUGAUGUACGGAAAGAAGAAGCGCCUCGGAAGCGGGUACAGCCAAGCUGUAUAA
This is a messenger RNA of Parascedosporium putredinis, 2865 nucleotides long. The record is from the annotation of a GenBank genome assembly. NCBI's taxonomy places the organism in Eukaryota, Fungi, Ascomycota, Sordariomycetes, Microascales, Microascaceae.